Molecule: messenger RNA, 744 nt
Organism: Trypanosoma cruzi
Lineage: Eukaryota; Euglenozoa; Kinetoplastea; Trypanosomatida; Trypanosomatidae
Exons: 1
Coding region: 1-744 (247 amino acids)
Source: RefSeq, a predicted model, not a curated record
AUGAAUUACCACGGAACCCUGCUAUCGCCGUCGGCAUGGCCUGUAUUUUCUCGCUUUCGUCUGUACUUUGUGUCUGUGUGUGCGACCGUUGCCAUUGCUGCCGUUCCCGUGCAUGCUGCGGAAGCAGUAGACCGGAUGAACGGCAUCGGCAUGCCAAUUCUUUUUUUGGUUAUGCUUCUCUGCAUUUUGAUGAAGUCACGUCGGAUUUUGAGAGCUGCCUUUACCGUCUCGUGUGCUGAUACAGCAACAUGCAUCUGUUUUUUUGCUUCCCUUAUCAAUAUGUUGCUUUCAGUUUUUCUUUUCUUUACCACCGCAUUCAAUUACGGUCUUGUAUCAACGGUUUUGGCCUACUGCAUGGUUUUUGUGGCGACUUCUGGUCCUUUAGAAUUGCACGCGAGGUGGUUUCUUUCCCUAUACAUGGUGUGGUUUCUUCUUCUUGUAGGCUUUCCGACGGGUUGGGGAAGAGGCAUUAUCGGUGCCACCAACAGCGAUGAUUGCGUGGCGUUCUACAGCACCUAUGCUUCAACAAUGUGUGCCGAUGGUUGGUUGACAUUUGUGAAGAUUCUUGCGUGUCUCAAUAUUAGUAUUACAAUGCUUUCGUUAAUGCUACUUAUUGCGGUUGUGUUGGGCGUCGAGGAGGAAUUACUUACGUUUGGGUUGAAUGAUAUAUAUCGUGGGCGAAAUGCAUUGGAGACGGGGUUAGCUAGGGAGCAGGCACCGCCGGCCUCAUAUCAUCGCAUCUGA